Molecule: messenger RNA, 1477 nt
Organism: Spea bombifrons (plains spadefoot toad)
Lineage: Eukaryota; Metazoa; Chordata; Amphibia; Anura; Pelobatidae
Gene: ELOVL5
Product: ELOVL fatty acid elongase 5
Exons: 8
Coding region: 102-989 (295 amino acids)
Biological process (GO): fatty acid elongation, polyunsaturated fatty acid; fatty acid elongation, saturated fatty acid; very long-chain fatty acid biosynthetic process
Cellular component (GO): endoplasmic reticulum; endoplasmic reticulum membrane
Molecular function (GO): fatty acid elongase activity
Source: RefSeq, a predicted model, not a curated record
GGCCUUGGAGGAAGAGAGGACGGUCCCCCUCGCAGCAGCCUUCUCUAGCCCCGGACACACAGAGGGAGCUCCAGCCGCUAGAAGACAUAACGGUUUAAAAAAUGGAGGCUUUAAGCAAGGCAGUGAAUGGAUAUAUAGAUGACUUACUUGGGCCAAGAGAUCCCAGGGUAAAAGGAUGGCUUCUCAUGGAUAACUAUAUACCCUCAUUUGUCUGCACUGUCCUGUACUUAUUUACGGUAUGGGUAGGACCAAAGUUCAUGAAGAACAGACAACCUGCUUCAUUCAGAGGCAUUUUAGUGGUUUACAACCUGGGCCUUACUUUUCUAUCACUGUACAUGUUCUACGAGCUGGUUACAGGAGUGUGGGAAGGGGGCUACAGCUUUUUCUGUCAAGAUACUCACAGUGGGGGUGAAGCUGACACGAAGAUAAUCCGUGUUCUGUGGUGGUACUAUUUCUCUAAACUCAUAGAAUUCAUGGACACCUUCUUCUUCAUCCUGAGGAAGAACAACCACCAAAUCACUGUCCUACAUGUCUAUCAUCACGCAUCUAUGCUGAACAUCUGGUGGUUUGUCAUGAACUGGGUUCCCUGUGGGCACUCCUAUUUUGGUGCCACUCUUAAUAGCUUUAUUCAUGUCUUGAUGUACUCCUACUAUGGACUCUCAGCUAUUCCAUCCAUACGCCCAUAUCUGUGGUGGAAGAAAUACAUCACCCAGUGCCAACUGACUCAGUUUGUCUUGACGAUGACUCAGACUAGUUGCGCUCUUGUUUGGCCCUGUCAGUUCCCCAAGGGAUGGCUGUAUUUCCAGAACUGUUACAUGAUCUCCCUCAUUAUCCUGUUUGCCAAUUUUUACAUUCAGACUUACAACAAGAAAUCCUCUUCACGAAGGAAAGAAUACCAGAAUGGCUCUGCCAGUGCAGUGAAUGGGCACACAAACAGCUUUUCUUCCCUGGAGAACAAUGUGAAACAGCGGAAACAAAGAAAGGAUUGAAGAGAAAACCAAGUCACCAUUUCAGGACGCCAGAUGCUACAACAUCAAAUUUCAAGCACAGUAUAAACUGUGCACUGACACGCUUACAGCUACUGUAAUUAUUCCUAGUAAAGUAAUGUGACUAACGUAGGUCUCCAACAACUACAGCCAUCAUAGAAACCUUUAUAGUGACAUUUAAAGAGUAGCUUACCGAACUAGCAGCGGUUAUUGUUUCAUGCAAGCAGGUGAUCCCCCCCCCCUCGCAGAUUACAUGUGUACAAAAUAAUGAAACCAGUAAUCGUAUCCACUCCUCCAAAUUAUCUAUUGGGCUUCAAAAUACUUACAACUAUUGUUAAUACUUAAAUUAGGUUAUGUCUUUGUGACACAUGAAAUUUAUUUAUGAUAUAAAACUGGUAUUUUCCUUAGUGUCUGGUUGUCCUACUUUGCAUAAUAUUUUCUUGCCAAAACUUAUUAACCUGAUGCAUAAAACCUGUUGAAUUCUAAAGAAA